AUGGCAGAUGCUAUCAAGUCACCAUCCAGCCCUCAAUAUUGUCAUGAGGUACCAUGGAAUCCCCUGAGCUACAGAUGGCCCAGUGUAAUCUUUAACCAGCAUUUCGGCUUACCUCCGUUAUUGGACCCCCGAGACCUCAGCUGGAUCGAAGGCAUCUUCAGGAGGCUGGGGACGUCGUCUUGGCCCGGGUACUUGCGCACACCCGUGUUCGCUCCCUUUACUCAGGCCUCAGGACAGCACAUCUCUAAGCUGCACAGGGAGAUGAGUGGAGGGGUGUCAGAAGUGGCUGGUGAGAUUUGCAAGUGGAAAAUUAGCUUGGAUGUCAAUCACUUCGCUCCCUCUGAGAUCACGGUCAAAAUACAGGAUGGAUUUUUGGAAAUUGCAGGAAAGCAUGAAGAAAGGCAAGAUGAGCACGGCUACAUUGCUAGAUGUUUUACAAGAAAAUACAAACUUCCAGAAGGUGUUGAUGCUGAAAAUCUCCAGUCGCUUCUGUCCACCGAUGGGAUCCUUACAGUGGAAGCACCAUUACCCAGCAUUCCCCUCCCUGCUGAUGUCAUUAUCCCCAUCCAGGUGGAGAUGGAGGCACAAACCGUAGGAGAAAAACAACAAGAUGCCGACGAGCCUCAAGACGCCACUGAAGCCGAGGCUAAACCGGAAUCAUCUGAGGGAGAAAUUCCCGAACCCUCUGUCUCAACUGAGCAUCCUGAGGGCGAACGAGACCAGCAGACUGUGUCUGAUGUAGAUCCAUCUAGUGAACCACAACCCCAGUCCACCACAGAAGCUGCAACAGGUGCCUUUGAGUCUGGAAGUGAGCAGGUUGGUGAACCCAGCGAUGGCAUAGAGAAGGACAAAGAAGUUGUUUUUCAAGAGGCGGUUGAGGGCAUCGAGCAAGACACAGAGGAAGUCCAUGAGUCUGCAGACAAGCCUCAGGCUCCAGAGACUCCAGACACCAUCACCCCCGAGCAAGGAGAGCAGGCAGAGGUCAUGCAGCCUCAGGAACUGGAGGGUGAAGACCCUGCUGUGACAGAAGAUGAGCAAUCAACCUUGGGGCAAACCCAGGAGGUGUUAAAACCUCAGCUGGAGCUCCAAAAGGAAAUGGGUGUAGAGAAAAUGUAGGCUACAAAAAAACAACAUCCCCAGCUCUUUCCUUAGGCUACAUCUACAUUAAUCCAGAUGCGUUUGAAAAUGGCAUUUUCUCUGUUCACACUCCUGUUUUCAAGUGUUUUCCAAAAGUUUCUCAUGCACAGUGAACACAGCAAAAUCCCCAGAGUUAAACCAACUCUGCUUAGAGUA
Ctenopharyngodon idella (grass carp) is the source of this 1293-nucleotide messenger RNA. Its product is annotated as heat shock protein 67B1. Lineage: Eukaryota; Metazoa; Chordata; Actinopteri; Cypriniformes; Xenocyprididae. The transcript is spliced from 4 exons. Gene Ontology annotation, biological process: protein refolding; response to heat. Gene Ontology annotation, molecular function: protein folding chaperone. The record is from RefSeq and is a predicted model, not a curated record. Bases 1 to 1116 code for a protein of 371 amino acids.